UAAUUUUCAAAACACCCGGCAGGGACUUCGAAUGUAGAAGUCUGAGCGACUUGGCGGUGACUUGCCACUGCGCUACUCUGCUCCCAGGCUACUCAGCACCGGGAAAUAUCGGCCGGCUAAUGUCUUCCAUCUGGCUUACUAGACGCCUAGUCGACCCCGCGCAGUCGCGGACUCGCUCUACGCCGAGGAGAGUUCAGGCGAGUCAACCUAGCAUGGCGCCAUCCUCCACCGCCGGAAUACCUAGGAUACGCAGUGAUGAUGGUCAGUGUUUCAUUAUUUAUGGUGUCAAAACUGUCAAUUUUCCUAUAUUCAUUUGAUACUUGUAGUUAUUGAUCUAUAAUUUGUUGAAAUGCUUCAAAGUUUUUGAAAUGUGAAUUGGACAUUUGGACAUUCUCCAAUUCGUUUGUGGUAUUGGCUCACUUCUCUGCAGAUACAAGUAUUGCUACUAAUUUUACAUCUUACAAAAGGUUAAACUAUUGAGAUUAGUUUUUCCUUUAAUAUGAAAAGUAUGAGGGCCACAGAAUUGCUUAAUGGUAGUACUUUUAUGCCAAUGAUUUGUUAUCAGGCAUGCCUGUCACAUGCACAUUGUGCAGGACCAUUUUCGUCAGAUAUGCACAUAGAUAAGCAUAAAGACGAAGGUUUUUCAUUUUAGGCCUUAUCAUUACGGUACUACUGGAAAGGAUGCUGGAUUAAAAUUAGAAACUGGUUAUGAAUUAUGAUGCUACUGCUGCUAUCUCCUUUAAGAACCCUUUCCUUUGUUCUUCUAUUCACAGCACAACUUCCGCUACUCUUCUCUGGGUUUAUCUCAGACCUCCCUCCUGCAUCACAAGUGAAAAGCUAGACACCAACUAGAGACAUGAGGCAAAUGUUUGGUGGACCUGGGAAGAUUAGCGGGCUAGUACUUCGGAUAUUUCGGUGCAUUUUCGCUGCAGUUUCUGUUUCCAUUAGUUUUUCUGCUCCUGGACUAACAGAAGUUACACCUUUCAGAGUCCUACUGAUUCAACAGUGUGUUGAAACUACGUGGAGCUUUGUGCUUGUAUGCUGUGAUCUUAAGGUUGUGGUGUUUCAGGGGAACCUACCCUCUCAUUUCCAUGUGAUGGUGACUCUUGUUAUUGAUUGGGUUGUUUUAACCUUGUCGCUAGGAGCUAUAUCCUCAGCCGUGGCAGUGAUUCAGUUGAUUGCUACAAACUCCAUUUGCUACAAGGAGCACGAGUACAUUUGCCGACGCUACAUGCUGUCGGUUGGCAUGGAUUUUAUUGCUAUGGUUUUCCAUGCAAUUUCGGCUCUUGUCUUGUCAUGGAUUGUAGCUUCCUCGAUAUUGCCCAGAGCAGUGUAAAUGAUUGAUGAUUGCUGCAUUAGUUAGGUGCCCACCUGCUCCAUAUAGCAGUGUGCUUAUUAUUAGUUUUAUUAUUUAGUCCACACCUUACUGUUGCUGCAGUUGUAAUUUUAACAACGUAGUACAGUAGAGAUUCAAGUAUUACAGUACGUUAAUUAGUUGGAAAAAAUGGAGUACGCCAAUGUGUCAAGUUUGUGUGAAUUUUUAUAGAGAUGAUAUAUUAGCCCACCAUUAAAAAAUAAGUCUAUUUUUUUCUUA
This is a messenger RNA of Cuscuta epithymum, 1594 nucleotides long. Lineage: Eukaryota; Viridiplantae; Streptophyta; Magnoliopsida; Solanales; Convolvulaceae. The record is from the annotation of a GenBank genome assembly.